AGGGGCAGGGCAGGAGAGAAGUGGGAGAAGAGGCAGCCCUCUGGAUGGCUGGCACAGGGAGACAACACCUGUGGAGAACCCAGGGUGGGGCUGGGGGCAAGGAAUGGGAUUGCCUCUUGGCAUCUCCUCCACCCUUGCAGCAGUGGGGGAGCCCAGUUUCAGGAUGCCUUCGAUGCUCCUGGCUGCCCAUAGCUUUCUGGGGCCCACUGACAGCCUGCGUAUGUGGGCAGAGGGAAUGAAGCAAGAAUUCAUGAGGUGCUUGGGAAGAGGAGAGUAUUUCCUUGUUCUCCUUAUGGAGGCAGGCGAACGAGCCAGGCGUGGCAGGGGUCAUCUAGAAAACAGGGCCAGGGGCAGAUGGGUGGAGGUGGCACUGGGUAUGGCAGCAGACACAGCCCCUUGGCACUGACCUGCUGGGAAGGAUGGGCUGUGUGUUUGCACGUGCCUUGCUCACACCCCUGCUCAAAGAGCAAAUCCAGAGGUAUUUUAUCCUCAGUACAUUUGUUUAAGGAAGUUUAAAAGCAAAUUUGGCCCCUGGCUUUGUAUCCUCGCUCCUAUAAAUUCAAACACCUUGGACAGAGCAUGUCUGUGCAGUCUUACAUGUGACAUUUAGCUAAAACCACUUACAAACAACUUGCAUUACAAGUUUAUUCAUUCCCUGCAGAAUGUUGGCUCCGCUGAGCGUCUCACGAGCCAUCUGCUGCGGGCGAGCUGCUUAUCUUUGCUAUCGGAGCCCUCUUCUAAAUAUUAUGACCAAACAGAAUUCCAAGAACAACAUCCAUCCCGCUGCACUGCAAAUGCGCAAAGCUGAUAAACUGUUUAUAUAUUAUCAGCUAAAUAAGUUGGGUUUAUCUGGAAGAGUUCGCAAAAAAAAGCCUCUUGGGGCGCUCAGAGGGAGUGAUUUUUGCCAGCAGUGCGGGGCGGGAUGGGGAGGUUGUUGGGCACACCCCAUGUGCCACCUUCAGCCCCCCAGUGCCUAUCAAGCCGCUGGGAUGGGAAGUCACCGGCUGCUGCCCACGAGUGGGACCAGGACCCUGAUGAGCUGUGAUGCACCUCGGGCUGGGGAUCGGCUGCAUCGGGCACCUGGGAGCCGGCUGGACCCCUUGUCCCACAUCUGGCACUGCAGAUGAGCUCUAAGACCUUCUGCUCCUAUGGAUGUCAGUGCCCACCUGCUUCUUCUUGCUUCUCAGCUGCCCCAAACCCAACUUGCUGCAGCACCGGGGUGCUCUGGUGUGUUGUGCUGGAACGUCCAUCCGUGCAGACUUGGUGUCUGGCCUGGCAAAUCCAGGGGCUGUGUGACCUCCAUGCCUGGGACAGUGGUGGGAGCCGGCAAGCCCUGGCGCCUGGGACAGCGCCCAGAGACGUUAACCCCAGUGCCCCAAUUAUAAAUUAUCUAAAUGCUUGUGAAAUCCACCCAAAGUGUCUCUGCCCUUCCCAGUGUCCAACAGCCCAAAUUCGGUAUCAGAAUGUGUUUAUUAUUGCGCAUUUGGCUUUUUUGUGUGGCUGAAGUCUUGCCUUUUGGUGUCAACAAGCUUUGGGACAAAGCCAUGGGCAGAGCGUAGGUCAGCACAGCAAACCCUGGUCAUCCCAGCAGAUGGAGAGCAUUUAUUCUCCCAGGGGACUCCAGCUUGAGGGAUACUUUGUCUGCUGGCUGCCAGCAAGCAGAUCUCACAGCUCUAGAGGGUUUCUGCUGGCUCUGGCCAUCUUCCCUAGGAGCACUUCAGCACAGCCUGGAUAGGAACGUCCAGAAGGCCAUGGGACACUGAGUGACAGUUGGUGGCGGCUUCUGCAGUUGCCCUGCAUGAUGGAGAGCAGACAGGGAAUGGAAGGAGAAUCCAUUGUGAUGAACAUCCCCAGGACUACCCAGGACUCGCCAGGUUUUAGGACCUUGCCACCCUAUUCAGGGACAAGGACAGAGUGCCUGACUGCACCUGAGAUGGGGAGCUGCAGGGCUCAAUAACUGUGGGGCAGAGUCAUCUCAGUCUGGUGGGGGGAAAAGAAGGAGCGGGAAGCAGAUGGGGCACACCUCGAGAUGGGCUUUCUGCAGAGAAAGCACUGAUGUCUCCAUGAGGAUUGGGCAGUAAGGAGCAGCCAUGCUUUCUGCACAGAAGUGUUGCAGAGGGAAUACAGUAUUCUGGCCUGAGCCCAUCCUUCCCAUGUUGUUUUCAUCCAAGGAGCAACUAAUUACACCAAGACCUGGCAACUGCAGGAUGGUGGUGAGAGACCCUGACUUCUGACUUCUAGCAGCUGGUAUAACACCUGUAGUUUUCUGUGGCAAAUCUCAUGAUCCAUGAGGUCCUUUGCCCAGGAUGGAAAGUGAUGGGGAGGGCCUAGCUUCCCUGAAGGGCCACCAGCCUGCAUCUCUCCACUGCUCAGCUAUGUCCUUGACUCUAAGUGUCCAAAGCAAAUAUGUCACUGUACCUUCUUAAAACGUUGAAAACUGAGAAAGAGAAUGGCUAUAGUCAUAGGAAGUUAAUCUGGAACUGAACCCGGGAGUUCAGGAUUCAUACGUUCCUUUUCAUUCUUCUUUGCCUACUGGUCCAUGCUUUUCAUGCUUGGAAGAAAGUCUGAAGAAGGUGGAGAUGGCCAAUAUUUUUGUGCUGGUACCCAGCUGUCAAAAGUGCAUAGAUGCAAAGUACUCUUAGGGGAAGCAGUUUUCUGAGCAUUGCUCUUGGCCCUUCAGAAGGAGGGACAUGGCAAAGGUGGUGAGGCACUGGCACAGGUUGCUCAGAGAAGUUGUGGGUGUCCUGUCACUGGAAGUGUUCAAAGUCAGGCUGGACAGAGCCCUGAGCAACCUGAUGUAGUGACAGAAGUCCCUGCUCAUGGCAGGGCAGUUGGGCUGGGUGGUCUUUUGGGGUCCCUUCCAUCCAAAACCAUUUUGUGAUCCGAUGAUUGUAUGCCCAGGCCUCUUCACCAGCUCUGUUCCUCCUGGUGACAUUUUGGGGUCACUGCAAGGAUGGCAUGUGCCAUUAUGUGGCUUCAGUCUUGCAGUUGUGUUCCUUCCAUGUGGUGUUCUUUAGAGCUUCACUGGAGGCAACAAAUAUCUACUGCUGUAAUGGGCUCUCUCCCUGCCGUGCCCACAAUCCCUGAAAAUGCUGGUCCCAGACUGCUCUUUUCCAGUCUUCCUGUCAUUCCUAUGCCCGGGAAAUUGGAGUGAAGAAGCUUUCCAAAGCAGACCUCCAGCAUAAAAAGACACUCCUUGUCCUGGAAGUUCAGGCUGGCUCUGAGCCUCAUUCUGCAUAUCUCGUAUACAUGAAGCAACUCCUUUGCAUGAAGAUAUGGAGUUUAUUAGGAGACACUGGAGCUUAGGAGCUGUCAAGAGUGGAAGUCAACUUUCUCUCUGACACGCAAAGAGCCUUUUAUAGGAUGGAAUGGGCACAGGUCCCCAGCUGAGUACCUCCCCCUCAGCUCACCCCAUCCCAGGCAUCACUGCACUCCCCAUUCUGAGACUUGGACUUGCUCCGCUUUGAGAUGGGUCCCCAUCCCUUGCCGUGAGAGAUAACACCACAAUCUAAGGAAUCUCUUGAGCUGAACUCAUUUAAACAUACCCACGCAGAGAGACGGUGUUCCCCCACGUUCCUCUUCUCCCCAAAAUGCUUGUUAACCCUUCUUCUCUUUGCUGGAAGCUCCAACAAGCCACAGGACCCCUCAAACUUGGCAGACUGUGAAGACCUGUUGUGCCGUGCAGGUCACUGUGAGAUGAGGGCUGCUGGAGCAGCAGCUCUGUUCUUGGGGCUCUGUGAGCCCAGGCUGCUGGGACCCAGAGCUUUCCCCUUUCCUCUACUAUCUGAUGCUCUCAUGGAGCAGAUUGAUCCCUUCCCAUGCUUGGAGCCAUAUUUUUGGCACCUUUUGUUUCAGCCACUCUGUCUCUCUCACCAUAAACAAUAGUUGCCAUAAGGUAGCUUCUUUCCACCACACAUCUUUAAGUUCUUCUGGUUUUGGUGUCAUUUCCCCAGGCUCCUAUGUCACCUCAGUUCCACAACAGCCUUAUACAAUGCUGAAAUCCAUCUCUCUUGUCUUCUUCCUGCUCUGGGCCUUGCUGAUCUGGAUCAUAUAGGUUAGCAAGUGAUUUUUAGGAAUUUUGCAGCCAUGAAACUCCUUUUCUGGCCUUGGACUUCUCAUAGGACAACUGCAUACAGGCCUCCCAGGGGAAGCUGGGGGUGCUCUGGUUCUCCAGAGGCACUGACCACAUCCUUCAGAGGUGAAUCCUUUUUAGGGACAGCCCAAGGAUGCAGCCCUUGGUGCCUUCUACCAAGCUUCAGGGUGCAGUUCUGCCUGCCCAGGCUGCCUGGCUUUUCCCAGUGGGCUGAACAUUGUCUCCCACCUGCCUCCCUCCUGGGAUGGUUUCUGCAUGGGUGCCAAAUCCUUCUGCCAGAAUUGCAACCGUAUUUCUGGUGCAUGACUGCUGCUGGGGGACUCAGCCCACCAAGCAUGGCUCGUGGGUGGUGGGAGACUGCGGCAGAGCAGAAGACACGUCACUGGGAAUCUCACUCAUUUGCAGCUCAUUCCAAUGGCACAGCUGUCUCCUUUAAACAAAGCUUACUCAGUGUUACUUAAUGUUUCGGCCAUGCCUCUGCAGUUUGUGUGACCUUUACCCACCAAGCCACUUUGGUUUGGGUCUGUGAGCGGGAAGCCAAAUCCAUGAGAGCUGGGCACGGCAGUGUUUUGGUGCAGAACUGGACUGUUGUGACUUUGUUGCAUCUCUCUCAGUGCCUUUUCUUGAUGUGGAGUUCCUCUGCAGAUGGUUCAGGGGUUGACUUCUGUGGCAGUGGUGGGAGUGAGGCGCAGGGAGGCAGCCGGCAGAUUUACGACCCCAGUGUCUAGACCAGCUCCGACCUGCCUGGGAUGACAGGUACAUGCUGGCGAAAGGUAUGCGGCACGUCUCCAGCUGUCUGGCCCUUCAUCUUGACGCCAAGCAGGGGGAGAUUGCCAAAAAGCUCACUGCAGCACUGCCCAGGGCCUCCAAAAGCUGUAGGUGAUGUGGGGGUGAUGGCAUUGGGAUGCCCCCAGAGCUGCACACAGUAGAUGCACACCCCGCUCGUGGCACCAGCUCCAUCUGCGCCGUGAAACCAAGGGGAUGGGAUCAGGUGGGACCAGGAGUGUCCCUGUAUGAGGAUGCCCUUAUCCAGCUGGUGGCUGAUGGCCCUGCGGGGCAGCCAGAGGGACGCUGGCUCUGCACGGCCCCAUCCUGCUCACAAUGGGUGCAGACCCAGGGUUUCCCCUGCCCCUUGGGCUCACUGUGGGUAUGGGAGCACUCAGAUGGGUUUCUGUGGUGUGGUUUUACUGCUGGCAUCCCUUUGCUUUGGGUGGACCAGCCGUGUGUGUCGGUGUGCAGAUGUGCAGUGUGCACGUGCCUGCUGGUAAACACACAGAUGUGAGCGUGAGGCAAAACACAAACGUAUACAAUAAUUUUCCACAAUUAAGAGAUGUUUUAGAGCAGAAAAUUUCCAUUUUAGGCGUAAGAGCAUCAAUUUUAUAAAUAAAAGAUUUAAAUAAACAUUAGCAUGGAUACAUCAACACACACACACACGUACACGCUCACACGCGCACUUAAAAUAGGCUUCCACACUGUAAUUUUAAAUAGUACAAAACAAAUGAAUUCUCCAAAUAUUGUUUAAACUGGCACGGGGGGUUAUGAUGUCAUCUCUGUAGUAAUCAUAAACUUGUUUUCCUGUAAUAAAUAUGAUCGUUUUUCCCAUUAACAGCUUAUUAGGACUUUUGGUCUAUGCGAGACCAAUACCAAGCUGUGGCUGGUUUUGAUUGCUGAAGACUGCAUUAGGUCCCCAUCCUCUCCGCUGGCUCACUAAGGCUGCUGUCAAUAGUCACUCUUUUAUUCUUCCCAUCUUUUUCCUCGGGGGAAACAAUGAGUGGCGCCUCACUCUCGAGCAGCAUCUCUGUUUCUGUGAUGGAACCCCGCUCAUGGGCUGUGCUGCCAGCCCCAGAGUUGCCUUCAUGAGAGUAGGAUGGGACUGGUGCUAGGUGGGUCUGUGAGGGGCAUGGGGGAACACAGCCAGUGCCCUGCUGGGCUGGGGCUCACCAGAGUCGCCAGAGCAUUGAGGCUGUCACUUGCACUGGGUCAGCGUUAUCACUGCUGGGGAUGAGACAUGCUGCGAGCAAGCACUGUCCUGGGCAGCACAGGGCCUGAUCCUGAUGCUUGGGCAGCUCCACACAGCGUGACCUGUGCUGCAGGGCAGGUGACAGUCCUUGCCCUGGUGACAGCAGGCUGCUCCCAGGCUUGCAGCCAUGUUCCCUGCAGAGUCUCACAGGUCCUGGGUGUCCUGCCUGGGGCAGCAUCUGUGCCCUGCAAGUGUCUCCAGGGGUCACUCAGGACCCUGCCCAUGCAGCUGGGGAUGCUGAGCAUUUCCCGGGACAGACUGUGCACAGCACAGUUCCUGGGAUGCUCCCACUGCUACAUGCCCAAUCUUUUCUUUGGAUGCGCGGCCCUGUAGGAAGUGCUGCUGCAGGAGCAUGCCAGCUCUGCUCCUCGAGCUAUGUUCAUUCACACUUAUCAGCACCAGGGCAGUGUCUCUGAAUUACUUAGAAUAAUAUUUGGAAAAAAUUCUUACAUAUAUUAGACCAGUAAGCCUUUAAGUCUUCACAAGGGCCUUAAUUCCAAGGACGCCGAUGUGCUCCUGUGCCAAGGAUUCUGCAAGGCAGUGACACGCAGGCGGCCGGGCUCAUUCUGCACCCUGUCCUGCUGCCUCCAAAAUGGUUAACAAAUGUUUGCUGCUGGGAAUCUGUUUCUGCUUAGCUGGGAAGCGGUGGGGUUCUGAACCCUGCUUUGUAGCACCCCGCUGGCAGCUUUUGUCAUUCUCAGGCUUGGCAUAUUAUUGGAGCUAUUAACUGAUGUUGCGUUGCCUCAUUGUAUUUAGAUUUUAAACAUAUUUGUAAGGCUUAAAAAAAAAAAAAAUUGUUCUUCUUAUUAAAGCAGUGUACCAAAUACCUUCUAGUAAAUAGUCUGUCCCAGAAGUGCUCUGCUCACCCACAGCGGGCUGGGGAGCAAUAAACCAGUGAAAGAAAAGAGAAAAAAAAUAAAUAGCAAGGAUGUUAGAGGGAAGAGGAGUGGGAAAGCGCCGGGCGAUGCCUCUGAGCUGACUGCAUGCUCCGUUUGCUGCACAGCCCUGACUGCCAGGUGCCUGGCUCUGGCAGCCCGUGAUGGGCAGUGGGUUGCGCUGUGUGCUGCUAUUUGCCACAGCACUGGGAGCAGCCGGGGGCAUUGCCAUGCAGAGUUUGGUAGCCAGAGACACAAGAAGGAGCUCCACACUUACCCUGAGGGCUGCUGGGGAGUGUGGGAGCAGCAAGAGGAAAAAAUGGGCUCUGCUGCCUUUGUUGCGGAGUGCUGGAGUGGCUGUGCUCGGGAGACAGGGGCACCCCGGGGGCUGCUGUGACACUGGGCACAGAGCCACCUGCCUGUCUGCCUGCUGCUCUGUGCGUGGAGAUGAAGCCUGUGUAGGGAACUCAGCUCAACCAGGUGACCCUAGCAAUACCUUUCCCCUUCCGCCUUGUCUUGCCUGGCAAACACUUCUAUAUGUUGUUUCCAAGGCUGCCAUUUGGCUUUACAUCUGCUGGCAAGCAUUUCUCCUCACCCGUCUGUUCAGAGCAGAUCCCGAGGGCAGGGCUCCCCUGUUCCCAAACCCUCUCCUAUCCUGCUGGGGCGGUGGGCAGAUGCCAGCAGGAGAGACACGGGUCCCUGUGGUGUGUCCCAAACCCUCUCUGGAGCCCGAGCUGUGCCACAGCAGGAGCAGCACAGCUCUGUCUGCUCUGCCAGCAUCCCUGGGCUGCAGCGCUCUGCAGGCGUGGAUGAGCUCUCCCCCAGCGACCAGCCCCCCCAGCACUUCAGCUGCAGAGCUAAUUACACACAAUUUGACUAACGGUGCUACCCUGGGCCAAGGAUAUAUUAGGUCAAUCUUCUAGAAGCUGGGAAAAGACCAAAAAGCAAACAAAACCAAAACAACAACAACACAACAAAUAGCCAAGGAGAAAGGAGAAUAGCUGUGAUACUCUUGUGAUGUCUGUACAUGAGUAUUUUUGCACUGAAGGAAUGCAAAUGCAUUUUUGCUGUGUUACAGCACAGUUUCAGACAGAGCAGCAAUGAUGCACUGUAAACAGACCAUGUUAAAACACAUAGUUCUAUCUAGAUCCUUCUGCAGCAUUUUCUCUAAAUAGUUAUUUUGUAAUAGGCAUUUUAUUUGCUCUGCGGAGGCCCUAAAUAGUAUAUGUCCGACUUGAGGAGCAUGCAUGUUCUGGAACUUGUUUUAGGGGCUCUUUAUUUAGCAGGCGUGCAGCAGGCAAGGUCUCCGGCUCUCAGGCACAGCUCCGGGCAGAGCAGCAGCUCCGGGCUCCCUGCGCUUAUCUCCCUGUGUUGUUCAUCCACAGAAGGUUAUUUGGGUAGAUUUUCCCUCCCCCAGUGACUGGUAAAUGGAGGCAGAAGAUGGAAAAACACAGCACAAGUGCGUGAUUGGUGGCUCCAAACCAUUUUUAUUUGUUUCAGAGUGUUUUGGGGUACAUUAGGAAAUAAAGACAAAUUCUAUGCAUGCCCAGAGAAGGUACUGAAGAGAAUUUUCCUCUCGGUUAUGUUAGAAGAAAUUGAGCUUCUCUGCUAUCUGAUUUGCUCCCAAUUCAACAAGUUUUGGCUCCCAGGGCACCCCUUGAAGUGCUGGACUGAUCAACUGUGACAUUCCAGGGAUGGCAGAGGCCAAGGUGGAUGUGGCACCGAGAUCAGUACAGCUGGAAAAGCUCUGCUAUCUCCCUUCAAGCUCUCAGCACUGAGGCAACGAGACCAGAGUGUGGCCAUAAGAAGGGAAAGCAUCCCUAAAGUUCUGAGAAUUAGAGGCCUGUCUGCUUCUCGACACUGGCUGUGUGUUCUUUUGGAGGAGGGACUGGACCUUGACAGCACCAUCUGUCACUUGGCUGGAAGUGGGUUGGAGCCAGGAGGAGUCCCGGUGUUAGAGCUGAUGUUUCCAGCGAGCCGGAGAAAGCACAGAGGUUUGGACAUCACCCAAUCUCUUCUGCCUUCCCUGGGGCACAGGAAAGGUGGCCCUGUGUGGAGCAUGGUUGGGUUGUUUCAUCACAAAUAUCAGCAGGAAUUUCUCUUAUCUCCCCAGUACUACUUUUCGAGAGGUCGCUUUGGUGUCUGGUUCUCCAUUUGAGCAUCCAAAGUGGAGCAGUCAGAAUCUGGACCGGUCCAUACAGGCAUGGUGAUGAAUGGUGUGAUCAAACAGGAUCGCUCGGACCACAAAAAUGCACCAAGUGGAAAUGAGGAAGAGAAGGCACCCAAAGAAAAGGCAGCAGGGGAAGUGAGGGAUGGCACCAAGCUCCAGCCACCCCCCUUUGCGGAGCGGAAGAAUGUUUUGCAGCUACGGCUUCAGCAGAGAAGGACCCGUGAGCAGCUGGCAGACCAAGGCAUCAUGCCACCACUGAAAAGCCCAUCCGCAUUCCAUGAACAACGAAAAAGUCUGGAGCGAGCCAAGGUAAUUCCUACAGCCAUCCCAACUGAAGAUUAUCUCAAGCACAAGAUCAGAAGCAGGCCUGAGCGAUCAGACCUGGUCAAUAUGCACAUUUUACAAGACUCAGCUGCAGAGGGGUCCAUUCAGUCCACUCAAAUGAAGCUGAAAAGAGCCCGACUGGCAGAUGAUCUCAAUGAAAAGAUUGCUCUCAGGCCGGGUCCUUUGGAGCUGGUGGAGAAGAAUAUUAUUCCUGUCGACUCAGCUGUGAAAGAGGCCAUAAAAGCAGGCACACAGGUGAACUUCUCCAAGCCAUCUGAUGCGUUUGCCUUUGAGGAGGACAGCAGCAAUGACGGCCUGUCCCCGGAGCAGGCCAGGAGCGAGGACUCCCAGGGCUCCACAGAGUCGUCGGCAGGCACCAAAUCCUCCGAGCUGCCGCCCUCGGCCCCCUCAGGGCCGGCCCAGGAUCACCCCCGUGGCAUUGAGGGCAACACAGCGGAGCUUGCCUCAGGCCAGAGCGGCCAGUGCAACAGCCCCAAGCAAGCAGUGGGGCAGGACAGCCCACCUCUCCCAGUGCCCUCCGUGGUGAAGUCAAAAUCAUCCAGUGAUAGCAAGAACCGUCACAAAAAACCCAAGGACACUAAGCCCAAGGUGAAGAAGCUGAAAUAUCACCAGUACAUCCCUCCAGACCAGAAGGCAGAGAAGUCCCCUCCACCUAUGGACUCUGCAUAUGCAAGACUCCUCCAGCAGCAGCAGCUCUUUCUGCAGCUGCAGAUCCUCAGCCAGCAGCAACAGCAACAACAGCAGCAACAGCAGCAACAGCAGCAGCACUUCAACUACCCAGGGAUGCACCAAGGCCAGAUAAAGCAAUCAAAUGAGCAAAUGAUCAAAAGUUCAAAUGCUUCAUCAACUUCUGUCAGCAACACCCCUCUUUCUCCUGUGAAAACCACCUUUUCAGGCCAGACUUGUGUCUCAUCUAUCAAGCCAGGCCCUCUGCCAUCUAACCUGGAUGAUCUGAAAGUGUCAGAACUGAGACAGCAGCUCCGAAUAAGAGGCCUGCCUGUAUCAGGUACCAAAACAGCACUGAUGGAACGGCUACGGCCCUUCCAGGAGUGCAGCAGCAAUGCGGUGCCAAAUUUCAGUGAGAUCACAACUGUCACCUUUCCAGUCACUCCAACAAGCACCUUGUCAAGUUACCAGUCGCAGUCUUCCACUGGCAUGUUAUCAAACGGCUUCUACCACUUCGGCAGCACCAGUUCCACUCCACCCAUCUCUCCAGCCUCCUCUGACCUCUCUGUGAGCGGCUCUCUGCCAGACACAUUCAACGACGGGCCCAUGUCUUCUCCACAGUUUGGUCUUCAGCCAUCUCCAGUUCACGGUAGUGCUGAGGAAAGCCUGAUGAGCAGCAUGAACGGAGGGAGCAUCCAGCUGGAGCUGGAAGGGAUUGACACAGAGAAGGACAAAAUGCUGGUGGAGAAGCAGAAGGUCAUCAAUGAAUUGACGUGGAAGCUGCAACAAGAGCAGAGGCAGGUAGAAGAACUAAGGAUGCAACUGCAGAAGCGAAAGAGAAGCAAUGGCCUUGAGGAGAAACAGCAGCCCUCCCAGCAUUUCUUUGGUGUUCCCAUCAAGCAAGAAAAUGCAGUGUCCAGCUGCCCAUUUGCAUCCAAACAAACUGCCUUGAAAGGCCAAGCCAGCAGCUCGGAUAAGUUAAGUAACUGUGGGGUGCCACAGCUGUCUCACAUUGUAAAUAGCCACUGCUUGGAGCCUGCGGGGCAAAGUACCAUCACCUCCUCGACAUUCCUGAGCCCGCAGUGCUCCCCCCAGCACUCUCCACUCGGGGCUGCAAAGAGCCCUCAACACAUCAGCCUGCCACCGUCCCCCAACAGCCACUAUCUCCUGGCGGUGUCCCCUGGCUCACAGGCAGAAGGGCGCAGCGCAUCGCCCCAGGCCAGCAGUUGCCUUCGCACGGCAUCGCAGAUGACUCGAAGUCAGCAGAUGGACGAACUCCUGGACGUGCUGAUUGAGAGCGGAGAAAUGCCAGCCAACGCCAAGGAAGAUCGGUCCUGCCUCCAGAAAGUACCUCAGAUAACAGUGUCUACAGGGAACUCCAGCACUCCGCUCCCAAAGUCAUCUGCUCCAUUCGAACAGGUCUCCUCCACCCAGCUCCCAUUCGAGCACUGUCCAGGCGGUGGUGACGCUCACCUCGAGGUCCUGCUGAAUGCCCACAGCCCGCUGGGGAGAGUCGGUGAAAUCACCCUGCUGAAGAUGGGAGGAGAGGAGUCCCACUUUGAAGGGAUGAUAGAGGGGUUCUCCAGCAAAGCCGCAGAUGAACUGCUCACCUCCCAGGAGAUUUUACAGACUCCCCUCUCACCCAUGGAAACGCAGCUCUCCCCUUCCCCUGCUGAUGGCUCCGGUUUACAAAUGAGUUUCACUGAAUCUCCAUGGGAAACGAUGGAGUGGCUGGACCUCACCCCCCCCAGCUCUGCCACUGGCUUCAGCUCACUCACUCCUGCAGGCCCCAGCAUCUUCAACAUUGAUUUCCUGGAUGUUACUGAUCUCAAUUUAAACACCAGCAUGGACCUCCACCUGCAGCAGUGGUGAACAGGAGGGCAGUGGAGGCAGAGUACUGCGAGCCCACAGCAGCCAGCGCAGUGUUUCCGUCAUGCUGGAGAACACAUAGGGCUAACACGCCACAUUCAGGGAAAACUGGAGCCAUUUUCCCAGUGAAUAAACUUGUUUGAAUCUUCAGUUACUGCAAACUGACAGCACAACAGCUCUGGUACUUCGGUUUUCUUCCACUGGCACAUCUUCACAAAGGAUACCAAGUGCCUUUAUCAACACUCCUUUAGAUUGACAGUUGUCUGUAACUUCAUUUUUGUUCUUUUUAUCUUCCUCCCCUCAGUUUUAACAGUCACUCCCAUGAGAACUGGAGCAGCUCACAACAAAACCACGUGGUGAGGAGAGCUCACUUGACAAGCAACAGGGAAGCAAGCACACAGAGGUUGCUGCCCAGCUCCUUCCUGCCAUCCCACAGGGCUCCCCUCAGCCCUGCCCAGGUCAGGAGGGCUAGGAGCAGGGAGGCACGAGGGCUCUGCCCAGCCAGGGCAGUAAGUACACCCCUGUGUACAGCCAGACUCACCUCCUACCCCCAAAACCCCAGAGCUGUGCUGCCCCAGUCCCUGCACAACUGUAUGAGCAAGCAAGAGAUGGAGCCUACCAUGUUCAUGGUGGUGCCUUGGGAUGUUCUCACUGUCUGGGGGGCCGAAAGCCAAAGAGCUGUCUCAGCUACAGUCUGAGCUGAGUCAGGCUGCAGCCCGAGACCUUGGAGCAGAGAGGUGUGGAUGCUGGAGGCAGCCAUUCAGGCCGCAGGUGCAGGUGUUGAAGGGAUGUGGCAUUCCAGUGGAGCUGGCAUGGCUCAGCUCGUGUGGUACAGAUAAAGAGAUGUGUAAUGUGUUGUGGUCCAAGGUAGGAGCAGGUCACACGGACAGUACAGCACAGCUUUGGAUGGGCUGUUCCUGCAGAGCCACAGCGUGAGGUGGUCCUCCACCAUCCAGCAGGGCGGUCAGGAGCAGCCUCCCUCCUGCACAUAGGGCAGGGCUGAGCGGGCCCUCGUGGGGCUGUGGUUUUGUGUGAGCAUCUGCUUUUGCUGUCUCCGCUCUCUGCCAUCCAGAAGGCUUCCUUCUUCUCUUCCUCCUUGAUCCUCAGCAGCGAUCCUCUUCUCUCCUGAGUUUACUCCGGCAUCACCCAGCUCAGAGCAAGGCUGUCUGGAGAACAGCUGUGAAUCACUGAGCCUAGAGGAGCUCGUUCUUCUGAAGCCAGCAGAGAUGGAUGCUCUCCCGCAGUGAUGCCUCCAGUUUGAAGUCACCAGCAUUUCUCCUGCGAGUCUCUGUGCAAUAUCCUUCCUCAGGCUCCAGCGAGAAGGAGCCUUCGCUUCACUUCUUGGCUGCCACCAAAGAACUUGCUGCAGACUCUUUGACGGACACAUCGGCUUUGCAAUUCUGGUUUUGCCAAAGUAAAUAUUGUUGCUGACAAAGAUUGUUAAACUAUUUACAGACUGAGUGUAUUUAAUAUUUGUGUUACUGGAAGGACAGCGCAUCGGGGACGCGGCACUGGGGAGGUGCACCGUGGGCACAAACCCGGGCGGCCCCGCAGCCCCACUGCGUCUCCAGCUCAUGGCGAUGUUGCAUGCUGUAUAAAGAACACAGCGGUAGCUUUUAAGUCACUAUUUAAAGCAUCACUUUUCUAUUGUACAAAUGGUCACAGUGCACUGCUAGAAUAGACAAUCACAGGUUGCUGUUUUUUUUUUUUUUAAUUCCUUUUUCUAAGGGAGAAAUUUUUAGAAGCCGUUCCAUGGAGAAUAUUAAUAGCACUUGAAUCAGAGUAGUGUUAGCUGCUACACUGCGCCGUUGUACAGGGCUUUCCAGGUAAUUUUCUCCUCUCAACAAAUGUAUUUCCUUAUUUAAAGGGAUGCUGUCAGCUUCAAACUUGUAAACAAGCACAUUUCCUUACCUAUGUUACCAGCAACACCUUCAUUAUUAAAAACCCCUUUGCCUUGCU
This is a messenger RNA of Gallus gallus (chicken), 13997 nucleotides long. It is a transcript of the gene MYOCD, whose product is annotated as myocardin. The coding region runs from base 9192 to 12041 and encodes 949 amino acids. Gene Ontology annotation, biological process: smooth muscle cell differentiation; cardiac muscle cell differentiation. The record is from RefSeq and is a predicted model, not a curated record. Lineage: Eukaryota; Metazoa; Chordata; Aves; Galliformes; Phasianidae. The transcript has 13 exons.